AUGGACGGAUCCAGAGCCUCCCUGUUGUUUUCUAGGAAGAGCACAUUUCAGACUUUUGGGAAAGAAGUGUGCCUCACGGGUCAUUCGCUAUGCCCCAGCAUGCAGACUGUUCUCAAAGAGUGCAUCUGCUGUGAGUGCCACAUCGGAUUCGGGGGCCACCUGCCCGUGCCCAGGGCCGAGGCAGCCCUGCCUUACUGGGUCCCGCGGACCCUGCGGCCCCAGAAGCAGAUCCCAAAGAUGGUGCGGCUCUGUGUCCCCAGGGCCGUUAGGACAUGCCCCUGCCUAUGCCACAGCUUUGGGGGUCGCCUCCCUGCGCCCUGGGUUCAGGCUGCGAUGCCCUACUGGGUGCCCCGGGGGCUGAGGACACGGAAGAAGGUAGUGAAGAGGCAGUGGAGUUUUAAAGGCAUGAAAGAGCGCCGCUUACUGGAGGCCUCUCGGCACAAGCGCUGGCGGAUCUGCGGAGACAGGCGCCUCCUGCUCAAGUGGCAGCACCUCCAGGCUCUUCACCAGGACAAGCCGCUGGCGCUGAGGAGGGCGGCCAGCCCCCCCGCCCCGCCCCCGCCCCUCAGCCUCAGCUUCCUCACCUUCCUGCAGGCCAUCCUCAGGGCCCUUGUGGCUAUUCGCCCCCAGGUGCAGCGGGCAACCUGA
Perognathus longimembris pacificus (Pacific pocket mouse) is the source of this 648-nucleotide messenger RNA. It is a transcript of the gene C10H16orf95, whose product is annotated as chromosome 10 C16orf95 homolog. NCBI's taxonomy places the organism in Eukaryota, Metazoa, Chordata, Mammalia, Rodentia, Heteromyidae. The record is from RefSeq and is a predicted model, not a curated record. Bases 1 to 648 code for a protein of 215 amino acids. The transcript has 7 exons.